This is a messenger RNA of Prionailurus viverrinus (fishing cat), 2248 nucleotides long. It is a transcript of the gene PSPN, whose product is annotated as persephin. The record is from RefSeq and is a predicted model, not a curated record. Lineage: Eukaryota; Metazoa; Chordata; Mammalia; Carnivora; Felidae. Bases 1626 to 2066 code for a protein of 146 amino acids. The transcript is spliced from 3 exons. Gene Ontology annotation, molecular function: receptor tyrosine kinase binding; growth factor activity; glial cell-derived neurotrophic factor receptor binding.
GGGACUCACGGCCGGCUGAGGGGCUCUGCGUGGGCCUCCUGGGCAGCUGGCUUUGCAGGCAAACCCUACAGGUGCUUUUAGCCUCUGUUCCCCACCAGGUGUCCCAGGAGCCUUGGACUGAGUCCACGUGAAGUGGUUCUCGGCUGGCGGGCUCUGUUCCAACGUGACCACAAAAUCCCACACUCUUCUGUUGCUCAUGUUGGCACCUGGGCCCCAUUUUUCAGCUUUCCAGUGAUGUUUCCAGGGCUUCCCUUAUAUUCCGAGUUAGUUCCGCUUUUAUUUUAUCCAGCAUUGCUAGGGUUGUGCCGUGGGAGGGCUUUUUGAGUUCGUGGCCAGUUUCAUCGCUAGAAAUGGAAUUUGGCCGCUGGCGCUACUUUAGAACCCAUCCCGAGUGAUUGGCUGGGGGCAGGAUGUGGGGCUUCCGUGAGCAGGGAUGCCGGAGAUGGCAGGCUAAUUCCCAGGAAUGUGUCGGGUCUAACGCCCCUCCCCAUCCUUCCGCCAGGCCUUUUGGGGCAGAAAGAAAGCAGCGUUGACCCCUGGCCCUCCAUGCUCUUACCCCUGCCCUCCCUGCCACAGGACUGCGGCCUAAGGCCUCUCCCCACCAGGCCAGCCCACACGCCCUAGUGGUUAGGAGCCAGGGCCUGGUGUUCAGCGGGGUCCGGCUCCAAAUCCUGGCCGUGUCGAAUUCUGGGCGACUUUGGAGCAGUGACUCUUUUUGUCCGAAGGUGGUCUCAACGACACUGCGGUAGCCAGUACCCACCACUGCCGAGCGAGGGAAGCAGUGCAAAGCAGGUGGGAGUUUGGGUCGGCCCAGCCCUCGCUAGUACGAAGAGCCAGCGGCCACUCCUGAGGGCCAGGCAUGGAAGCCACUGGAAACUGCUGCUGUGCCUCUCAGACCCAGCGGGCUUAAGCUCCCCUCCCGCCCUGAUGCCAGGACAGGGCUGAGGUUCCAGGUCCCAGGGGCCUCAGGUGGGCCUUCUAGAGACUGGAGUUCCUGCAGGGUGAGCUCCCGACCCUUGAGUCCCAGUUCUUGGCUGUCUCCAGGCCUCUCCCUUUUCCUGUUUUGGUGCUGGCUCAGCCAGGCCCGGAGACAGGGGCAUGAUGUCUUAAUCCUCCAGGUGGCAGCCAUGAUGGAUUCUCCACUGGCUUGGCCACCUGCUGACCCCUCUCUUCCCACACACCUAUCUGCCCCACCCGGCACCCGACGUGGGGACCCCUGAGCCCUGGCACCCUGCCUGAGUGCGGAGGGGCCACCCUGGCGGGCCCACGAUGCCCCCCAACUCUUUCCAGAAAGCAGGUGGGGUGGGGGACCGGGCUGCCCGCCCUGGGCUCGGCUCUGGCUGCCACAACAGUCGUAAAUCAGGGGAAGAGGGGGUGUCGGAAACGGGUCUGCGGAAUGUCUGGAUGGGGCAGGGAGGGGGUGAGUGCUUAACUCUUAGAAGCUCAGGGUGUGGGGCCAAGGGACUGGCUUGCCUGGCCCUGAGGAUGCGGAAGAGCAGCCGGUACGGGACGCGGGGUCUUCCUGCUACUACAGCAGCGGCAACGAAGAGGUUAUUUCCCCAGCCCAGGCUGGGGAAUAAAUUGAGGGUGCGAGGCGUCCCCACCCUCGGGAUCUGCCCGUCACAAUGGCCACAGGAAGAGUCCUACUCUGCUCUCUGCUGCUCCUGUCGCUGCAGCCGGGCCUCGGCAGGGGCCCUGGUGCUCGGGGGGCUCCGGUGGUGGAGGAAGAGCCACGAGGGACCCUAAGGCCGCAGCUGGGUGCCCGCCUGCGCAGAGCCCUGGCCAGCCCGUGUCAACUGUGGAGCCUGCCCCUACCUGUGGCCGAGCUGGGUCUGGGCUACGCUUCCGAGGAGACGGUCAUCUUCCGCUACUGUGCAGGCAGCUGCCCCCGCGGUGCCCGCACCCAGCACGGCCUGACGCUGGCCCGGCUGCGGGGCCAGGGCAGAGCCCACGGCGGGCCCUGCUGCCAGCCCACCCGCUACACCGACGUGGCCUUUCUCGAUGACCGCCACCGCUGGCAGCGGCUGCCCCAGCUCUCGGCGGCUGCCUGCAGCUGCGGCGGCUAAGGACGCCAGGCCUGGGGCCCUGCAGCCGCUUGAGGAGCCCUGCUGACCUAUUUAUCGGAGACUUGGAUGCCGAUGAGAUCAGAGGGGCGGUGGGCUGGGGGCCGCCUGCAAGGAGCAUAAUAAAGGAAACUGCUGCUGCAUGACUGUGUUCGGCCAGGGUGUGCCCUGACCCUGCCACCGAG